AUGUUGUCACAUUGGUACACAAUAUUGGUUCUACUACCAGUCUGCUUGAAAUCCCAGAAACUUCCCACUAGAGAUGAAGAAUUGUUCCAAAUGCAGAUUAGAGAAAAAUCACUUUUCCACGAUACAUCCAUAGUACCUGAUGGAGCAGAGAUUGGUGGCUACCUGUUCAGAGACAAUCCUAAAAGGUACUUUUUUGUAGUAGAGGAAGAUAAUACACCUCUGUCUGUUAUUGUUACACCCUGUGAUGCACCUCUGGAAUGGAAACUGACUUUACAGGAACUUCCUGAGGAAGCCAGUGGGGAAGGAUCAGGUGAGCCUGAACCUUUGGAGCAGCAAAAACAGCAGAUUAUGAAUGAAGAGGGCACUGAACUGUUUUCAUAUAAAGGGAAUGACGUGGAAUAUUUUGUGUCUACAAGCUCUCCUUCUGGGUUGUAUCAGCUGGAAUUAAUUUCAACAGAAAAGGACACACAUUUUAAAGUUUAUGCAACUACAACUCCCGAGUCUGACCAGCCUUAUCCAGAGUUACCAUAUGACCCAAGAGUUGAUGUGACAUCUCUUGGACGCACUACAGUCACACUAGCAUGGAAACCAACUCCUACAUCCUCUGUUUUAAAACAACCGAUCCAAUAUUGCGUUGUUAUCAACAAGGAACACAAUUUUAAAAGCAUGUGUGCAGUCGAAGCCAAGAUCAAUGCAGAUGAUGCUUUUAUGGUAGCUCCUAAGCCUGGUUUAGACUUCAGCCCUUUUGACUUUGCCCACUUUGGGUUUUCAUCAGAAAACGAUGCUGGUAAAGAUCGCAAUUUCAUGUCUAAAACCGUAUCCACAAAGAUGAUGCGUCAAAUAACUGCCAAACCAAAGCCUGAUCUUCAGAAGGUAUGCAUUGGGAACAAAAACAUAUUUACAGUUUCUGAUCUGAAGCCUGACACCCAGUAUUACUUUGAUGUGUUUGCAGUAAAUUCGGCCACAAAUAUGAGCACUGCGUAUGUCGGAACAUUUGCACGUACCAAAGAAGAAGCAAAGCAGAAAACAGUAGAUUUGAAGGAUGGAAAAGUUACUGAUGUAUUCAUUAAAAGAAAAGGCACAAAGUUUUUAAGAUUUGCCCCAGUCUCUUCCCAUCAAAAAGUAACUUUUUCAGUUCACUCUUGCCUGGACACUAUUCAGAUCCAAGUCAGAAGAGAUGGAAAACUACUUCUGUCACAGAGUGUAGAAGGUGUGCGCCAGUUUCAACUGAGAGGAAAACCAAAGGCUAAAUACCUGAUCAGGCUCAAGGGAAGCAAAAAAGGUGCCUCUAUGCUCAAAAUCCUGGCAACAUCGAAAUUUAACAAGCAGCCUUUCCCUUCACUGCCAGAAGACACAAGAAUCAAAGCCUUUGACAAACUGCGCACAUGCACUUCUGUUACAAUAGCAUGGCUGGGAACACAGGAGAGAAAUAAAUAUUGCGUGUACAAAAAAGAAGUGGAUGAUGACUACAAUGAAGACCAGAAGAAACGAGAACAAAACCAAUGUUUGGGUCCUGACACCAGAAAGAAAACAGAGAAAGUUAUCUGCAAAUAUUUCCACAGUCAAAACCUGCAUAAAGCAGUCACCACAGAGACAAUCAAAGGACUCGAAGCUGGGAAGUCCUAUGUCCUGGAUGUCUAUGUCAUGGGUCACGGAGGCCAUUCAGUCAGAUAUCAAAGCAAACUCGUAAAAACAAGAAAGUUCUGUUAGAGUCCUUGUGAACUUGUAUGACAAACAUAUCCUACAAGGAGCAUACUGACUAACUACUUGUGCAGCCAAGCGAUUGUGACUUGUACACAGUACCUGUAGCAGUGUAGAAAGGUAUCAACUUGUAUACUUCUGUUUACAUAUCAACGUGGUUGCUUCUAAGUGGUAAUCCUGCUGCUUCUCCAGAACUGAAAGACAUAUAUAACUGUUAUAGGUCUGAGACCUGGUAUCAGACAAACACGGUAGAUGAAGUAACAGUGGUAAUGGAUGCGAAAGUACAAAGGACAACUUUGGUAGCAUCACACAGUGCAUGAACUGCCUCUAAAUUAUUUUACUAAAUACAUGGCCAAGGCAAGUCCCCUGGUUCUAUUCAUGCUCGCACAAUACAAUCUAGAGAUGGUAGACUAUCUGUAAAUUAUUUUAUAAAGUCUUGUCUGAAAUGUUUAUGUUGUAUGUAAACUACAAAACCAUUCCUUACUUAAUGCAGAUCAGAUACUAAGUAUUAACUGGACUAUCUUUCUCCUUCUUUGCCUAUUGUACAUUCCUACUAGACUGGUUUAUUUUUUAAAUAUGUAUUGUAUGUAUAAAUUUGUCAAGCAUAUAUUCCUGUACAUAAAAAAAAUUAAAAGUAUAAGAUUAUAUAUUUCUUUUGCUUACUCGUUGUCUAAAUACUAUAUCAGAAAGAGUGACUGUUGUCUGUAAACAAGUUGUUAACUUGUUUUUAGUGUUCUAUGACAGUUUGUGUGCAAAAUAUAUAAAGAUAUAUAUAAAUACAGUAUAAAUUUAAAGGAGAUUCCUGUAGCAAGAAAGAGUAGUAAAGGAAGGAACAAACAAAGCAUAUAAGCCAGCAGACGCUCUUAUUGUGAAUGAGUUUCAAAAGGGCCACCCAGUAUUGUGAAUGGGCAGCAUUAAAGGAAAGAUGAAACAGUCAGUAUCUGACAGUACUUUGUAGUUUAAUCCGCAAUCAAAACUAAAAGUUGCAGCUUUUUCAAGGUGGUGUUAGGAUGACAAGAUGUUAUUAAUGGAAGUCAUUGUACUACUUUGUAAAGGCAGCGCUAAGACAGACUUUUUUUGUCAGUGUUAACAUUUUAUCACUCAACAAAAAUCGUUUUACCAGAUGUUGUAUAAAUACAAGACAUGAUGCACAAUGUUGUGGAUACCACAUAGUCACAGUUCAAAAUAUAAUGCAGGUGUAUGAUACCUACGGGCUAAACUCAGGGAUUUUAAUCUCACGCUACUCAACAAUUUAACCUCUUGUUGGCUGUCAUGUCAUUUGCAACUCAUUGGGGUUGAGUUACUAAAAGAAUAGAGAC
Molecule: messenger RNA, 3020 nt
Organism: Nanorana parkeri
Lineage: Eukaryota; Metazoa; Chordata; Amphibia; Anura; Dicroglossidae
Gene: NDNF
Product: neuron derived neurotrophic factor
Exons: 3
Coding region: 1-1710 (569 amino acids)
Biological process (GO): extracellular matrix organization
Molecular function (GO): protein binding
Source: RefSeq, a predicted model, not a curated record